AUGGCACUUCAACUAACUUUAUCAUGUGAUUCGGAUAAAAUAGAAAGUGGUUCAACACUUAUACAUUCGACUGGUGUUCCAGGUUAUAAGAUUCCACCGGAAAUUAUUCGUAUUUUACAAGAUAAUCUUACAAAUGAUUUAUUAUCUGAUAAUGAACAAGGUGUUCUUUGUCGAGCAAAUUCUCAACGUAUUCUUGAUAUUCUUCGUCAAAAUGGAUUUACUCUACAAAAUCAAACAAAUGAAGAUGAUAGAACAUUAUGGAUAGUAGUAAAAGGUAGUGGUGAUAAUAAUGAACAACCUGUUAAUCCACAAGAUCCAAAUGAUGGUAAUGAUGGAAAUGCUGAUGGUGGUGAUGAAGCUGAAAAUAAAGAAGAAGAAGAAGAAGGAGGAGGAGAAGAAGAUGAAGAACAAGAACAGGAAGAAUAA
Molecule: messenger RNA, 426 nt
Organism: Rotaria sordida
Lineage: Eukaryota; Metazoa; Rotifera; Eurotatoria; Philodinida; Philodinidae
Source: the annotation of a GenBank genome assembly